AGGAACAAUCACAAAGUAGGUGGGAGCUAGCAUGACCAAUAAUAUUAGCCAUAUUGUAUAAUAAUGUUGACAAAUGAAAAUGAAAGCAAAAGAAAAUGAAAUCACAAUGAAAAUUCAAGUGGUAGAAUUUGUUUCCCUAACUUUAAGGGAAACUAACUUCUAAUUUGUACCAUUUCUUGUUGUUGGUGUUAUUUAUAUUUUUUUUGUCAUUUUUAAUGACCCUAUUUUUUUCUUGUCUUCUUGUUUGUUAGAAUGAGACAAUAUAGGCACCGACCUCAUCAAUAUUUUUGGCAUUAGUUUCUUGAAUCAUCUUUUGUUUUCUGUGACAAGAAUCUAAAGGGUUGAUUCUGAGGUUGAAAUAGAAGAUUUUUGUCCUAUUGACUCAUAGGAUUUAAUUAUAUAAAGUCAAGAAAUGGUAAGUUAUGAAAGCAUAUAAUAGCAUCUAACUUGGCAUUUUCAAUACAACCUUUUGAAUUUUCAUGCUAUAAAUGUUUUUGUUUUUUUAGUAUAGUUGCAACUUUGCAAGAUCUUUUUGGUGUUUAUGUAACAAAAAUUGAAGUGUUACUAAAGAAAAGUGUUACUAAAGAAGAGUAUUAAGGAAGGUUAAAAAUUAUAGGAUUUUAGAGGAUAAGGAUAUUUUUAGAAAGAAAAGAAAACUUAUGGAGGAAAUAAGUUCGACGGUUGCAGUGCCAUUUUCAAUUGGGAAUUUAAUACAAAAAGAGUCAACAGUGACAAAUCACAUGGAAAUAACUGGUUUAAAUCUUAUGAUAAAUACAUCAUCAGUUUUAAUAUUAAAUCCUGCUUCAAUUGAGGGUUGUCAGUCUUUUUCUGUUGGAAGUGGUGAAGACGGCGACGCGGAUAUUAGUCCUCAACAUCAACAAAUAUCAGUGUCUCUAGAGGUUAAGGAGGAUCAAGUUGCAGCUGAACCUGUCUCAGAAAUGGUUCUUGAAAGUGACAGUUUUGAAAGAAAUGAUGAGGAGUUCAAGACAGCUAAGGAUUUUCAGUGUAUACAUAAUCCAUCCUCUCAAUCUUCUGUUAGUAGAAAAAGCAGUCCUUUUACGGGGGAGUCUACAAUUUCAAGGACUAAUUUGUCUGAAAUGAACACACCGAAUACUGUCACGGUUGAUGAUAAUAUCGAGGAUGAUAAGUAUGGUUUGAAUGAGCCAGUGACGAACAUGGCUUCUGUUGGUAUGAAACAUGAGAAUGAAGAUAGAAGUAUCUCAGAUGGUCCUGAAUCAAAACCGAUUGCAGCGGUUCAUGAGAUGCCAGAGCAGCAAACAAGCUGUGAUAAUGGUUUGGAAUUGAGUAAUACUCCUCUUUACGGUUUCUCGUCAGUUAUUGGAAGGAGACAAGAAAUGGAAGAUACUAUUGUUAUUAAACCUCAACUUUUUCAAGUACCUUCAAUGAUGCUAAUGGAUGACCAUGUGAAUGAAAACACAAAAGAUUCCCUAGCACACUUUUUUGGUGUCUAUGAUGGACAUGGGGGAAGUCAGGUUGCGAAAUACUGCCAGAAACAUCUUCAUUCAGUUUUGGUUGAGGAGAUAGAAGCUGCAGAAUCAAGUUUAUCCGAAAAUAAGGAAAAAGACAAUUGGCAAGACCAAUGGAAGAAAGUACUCACCAAUUGCUUUCAAAAAGUAGAUGAUGUGAUUGUAGGAGUUCCUGAAGCUAAUGUUGGAAAGAACAGUAAUGACGGAUCUGAGUCAAGUACUGAGGAAACUCUUGCUCCCGAGACUGUUGGAUCCACUGCACUGGUUGCAAUUUUGACUCAAAACCACAUAAUAGUUGCGAAUUGUGGGGAUUCAAGAGCGGUCUUGUGUCGAGGAAAAGAAGCACUGCCAUUGUCGAUUGACCAAAAACCAAAUAGAGAGGAUGAGUGGGAAAGGAUAGAAGCUGCAGGAGGAAAGAUCAUACAAUGGAAUGGAUACCGAGUUCUUGGUGUUUUGGCAGUGUCAAGAUCCAUAGGUGAUAAAUACUUGAAACCAUGGAUAAUUCCAGAUCCAGAAGUCAAGUUUGUCCUUCGAGAGAAAAACGACGAGUGCCUUAUUCUAGCCAGUGAUGGUUUAUGGGAUGUGAUUACAAAUGAAGAAGCGUGUGACUUUGCUCGAAAGCGAAUCCUUAUUUGGCAUAAGAAGAACGGAACCAAUGUAUCAACAGGGAAAGACCAAGGAGUUGAUCCUGCAGCUCAUUAUGCCGCAGAAUGUCUAUCAAAAAUUGCCCAUCAAAGGGGAAGCAAAGAUAAUAUCUCAGUUAUUGUUAUUGACCUGAAGGCUCAGAGACAGUUGAAGAAAAAAACAUAAAAUAGAUACUCAGCAUUUGGAAUAUUUACAGAUAUACUAUUUUUUUUUCAAGUAUUUCUCAGUCACUAGUAUAUUUAUUUAGCCCUGGAUAUUUUUUCAUAAGGGCUAUGUUCUAUAUACUAAAAUUUGCAGUUUACAGGGAUACCUCAGUUUAAGAUGAGGUAUCACCUGAGGAGCUUCCCAAAUCAAAAUUCUACAUUAUUUUUUAGUUAUGUAAAAUUUUCAUGUUAGCUAGACUAUAACAUCAUAAAUGUAUAAAUUCCUGUAACCUUAUUAUUUUUUUUUAAAUUUGUAUAAUUUCUAUC
Molecule: messenger RNA, 2602 nt
Organism: Medicago truncatula (barrel medic)
Lineage: Eukaryota; Viridiplantae; Streptophyta; Magnoliopsida; Fabales; Fabaceae
Product: protein phosphatase 2C 56
Exons: 4
Coding region: 660-2297 (545 amino acids)
Biological process (GO): protein dephosphorylation
Molecular function (GO): cation binding; protein serine/threonine phosphatase activity
Source: RefSeq, a predicted model, not a curated record